This is a messenger RNA of Olea europaea var. sylvestris, 473 nucleotides long. RefSeq names its product transmembrane emp24 domain-containing protein p24beta2-like. Gene Ontology annotation, cellular component: endoplasmic reticulum-Golgi intermediate compartment; endoplasmic reticulum; COPII-coated ER to Golgi transport vesicle. Gene Ontology annotation, biological process: intracellular protein transport; endoplasmic reticulum to Golgi vesicle-mediated transport; Golgi organization. Bases 1 to 360 code for a protein of 119 amino acids. The record is from RefSeq and is a predicted model, not a curated record. The transcript has 3 exons. Lineage: Eukaryota; Viridiplantae; Streptophyta; Magnoliopsida; Lamiales; Oleaceae.
AUGAAAAUUGAUAGGCCUUGGCAUUAUGGUGAAGAGGGUGUCAAUCUUGUGCUAGUUUUUGAAUUCUUGGACUGGGAAUUCUUGGUUUUGGUGUUAUUUGUGUGUUUUUACUUCAGGGAACAUUUCAACCCGUUGCUGGAACAGAUCUCAAAGUUAGAAGAAGCUCUCUACAACAUUCAAUUUGAACAACACUGGUUAGAGGCUCAAACUGAUCGUCAGGCGCUAGUCAAUGAAAGUAUGGCCCGGAGAGCAAUGCAGAAGGCAUUUUUUGAAUCUAUAGCACUUAUCGGAGCUUGUAGCAUUCAAGUUUACCUCCUCCUCCAACUUUUUGAAAGGAAACUUGGAACAUCCAGAGUCUAAAAUUUUCUACCACUUUCUAUUUAUUGGCAUUUGGAAUAUCCACAACUUUUAAUGCUGUGGAGUUUUGCUUGUUGGAUUACCCAUUGUUAGAUGUAUCAGUUAAUUUAUUUAUU